This is a messenger RNA of Funneliformis geosporum, 363 nucleotides long. NCBI's taxonomy places the organism in Eukaryota, Fungi, Glomeromycota, Glomeromycetes, Glomerales, Glomeraceae. The record is from the annotation of a GenBank genome assembly.
AUGUAUUAUUUUUUUGAACCCGAGACAUUACCUUCCCUAGAUAAAGGCCCAAAGAGAAGAAAACCAAACAUGUUUAUAAUGUAUCGUAAAGAUAUGAUGAAACACAAACCCCAUAAUAUGCCCAUGACAAAGUACAGUAAGCUAGUCUCAGAAUGGUGGAAAAAGCUUUCUGCGGACGAAAAAGCGCAAUUGCAACGAAAAUAUCAAAUAGAUCGUGAUCAAAAAUUACAAAAUGAAGUCAAUGCAGCCAAUGCACGUGAUGUAGCCGAGACAAGAGAAGAAAUCGAAUAUGAAAAUUCGAGAUAUCAAGAUGAAGUCAAUAUUUUACCUAAGGGAAUGAAAAAAGAUUGUUAUUUCACAUAA